UUGCCUCUGCUGCCUAGCAACAAACACUUGCGAACUAGCCAGCAGCCUGGUUAGCUGCUCUCGUGCGCGACGUAGUUAGCUGAUAGAUAGCAGUGCCUUUUCAUCCCGCAAAUAUCACAAAUUUUACUCAGUUGUCGACGUUAAUUAAACUUUAUCUGCCGUUUUGAAGCGGAGAACCUCGGGCCUGUACUGUCACUAGCUGGAUAUUGUUAACGGGCGGAGCAGAAACAUUUUUUCUCUGUGAAGAGGGGCUAAGCUUAGCUAGGUCAUCUUAGCAGCGGAGUCACUAGCGACUCUUGCCACAUAGAAGAGCGGAGGGAGGCGGUAACGUUAGGGAUGUGAUUGUGGGUUAAGGUCAGCUGGCUGGUUAACUUAGCUCAUCUAAUGUUGGCGGACACUGGAUGAUUGAAACGCGAUUUAACAGGUGGUAUAUGUGUUGGUGUCACAUCACUGAAACUACCCAGGCUGAGUGGAACUGAGAAAACCAGCCAGACGUCGCCACCAUGUUGGAGGAGGACAUGGAGGUGGCCAUCAAGGUGGUCGUGGUUGGCAACGGUGCUGUCGGCAAGUCCAGUAUGAUCCAGCGUUACUGCAAGGGCAUCUUCACUCGGGACUACAAAAAGACCAUUGGAGUGGAUUUCCUGGAAAGGCAGAUACUUGUAAAUGACGAAGAGGUCCGACUAAUGCUGUGGGACACCGCUGGGCAGGAGGAGUUUGAUGCCAUUACCAAGGCCUACUACCGUGGUGCCCAGGCAUGUGUGCUAGUCUUCUCUACCACAGACAGGGAGUCAUUUCAGGCUAUUGACAGCUGGAGGGAGAAGGUGGAGGCAGAGGUCGGAGAUAUUCCCACAGUUUUAGUGCAGAACAAAAUUGACCUGCUGGAAGAGACGGUUAUAAAAAACGAGGAGGCAGAAGCUUUGGCUAAAAGGCUUAAGCUGAGAUUUUAUCGAGCUUCAGUGAAAGAGGAUCUUAAUGUCAACGAGGUUUUUAAGUACUUGGCUGAGAAGUAUCUUCAGCGACUCAAACAGCAAACGGCAGAGGAGACAGAGGUGGUCCAUACAACAAGCAAUAAAAUAGGUGUUUUUAAUACCACAAGUAGUAAUGUCUGCAACCAGAGCUCCAGCAACGGCAGAGAAGUCAUCACUUUGCGACCUAACAAACAAAGGACCAAGAAGAGUAAAAAUCCUUUUGGAAGCUGCAGCCUACUCUAGAUAAAAUCAUCUAAUUUUAGUGACUGAUUAUUGAUUCUCAAACUAGAUUGGUCAUUGUUUUAUUCUGUGGAGGUAGCCACAUUUAGAGAAUGGGAAAUACUACUAUAUACUACUUUAAUAACCUGAUGUUUAAUCUGAAUCCUAAAUUCUUUCCCCGCAUUGAUGAUUGACUUUCUUUUGAUUAAGCCUUGCAUUUCCAUCAAUGAUCUGCGCACAAAACCUGUCAACCUCUUCUUGUGGUUGCCUUAAACAACAGCUGCAGCUAUAGCUUCUGUAUGUUGUUGUGUCAUGACUUUAAUGAAAAAAACAAAAGACGGUUUGACAUUUCAACUGUGCAAUAUGUUUGCAUGUAUUGUAGAAGAGACACAGAUUAUUUGGUACCAUAUUUUUCAAACUGUCAACAGAAUAUAGUUCAAACUAUACUGUUUAUCUUGAACGAAACCCUGUCGGAGCCACAGUUAUUUCUGAGUAUUUUUGUACGAAUCAGAAAAACAGUGUUGAGUGAUAUUUUCACUGAAGUGUUGACACAGUGCCAAAUCUCCUCUUUCUGAGCUGUAGUUAAACAUGAAUACUGCAGCAAUGUGGAUGUAACAUGAAAUGAAUACAAUGUGCUUCUAUGUAUAACCAAAUAUCAAUUACUAUUGACACUAAAUAGUCAUCUGUCGUCUGCUUACACUACACUUUCAGGUUUAUUAACCAAAUUCUGAGACUUUCACAAAGUCUAGGCCUUUGAGAUGUAGAACAAGACCUGAAUUAAUGAUACUCUGCUCUUUGAGUCAUAGUAUCUCAAGUCACACUCAGUUAGAGCACUAUGUUUUUGAUGGCAGUUGUUUACAUUUUACAUGGUACAGCUUUGGGUAACUCAUUGGUUAGCCUCAGUAAAUAAGUUUUGUUACCUAUGUGUUCAGAGUUCACUAUUUCUAACAUUUCAAACACUAAACAUGGUACACGAGUUUAGUUUUUAUUUUUUUGUCUGGUUUCUGUAGUAUCUAUCAAUUUCUAUUCAGUAAAUACCAUUAUAUAGUAUGUAGUCAUGAGUAGAACGUAAACCCUUGCUCUCUGAAGGUACUGAAAGCUGACCACCACCAGGACUGGAUGUUUUGCUUGUGUGUGACUGAAUAUGCAAGAACAUUUCCCCUCACUACGUGAGGGUACUCCAAAAAAGAUCUCCCAAACUAAUGUUCAGUCCUCAAUACAGCUAUCUCUGAACUGUAUCGUAUUGCCUUGUCUGCAUCAAGCCUUUUUAAAAAGAAAUUCUUGAACUGAUUAUCUGAAAGAUGCCGGUUUACCAAGCACAAAGAAAUAUGUGACGAUGUGGAAAAGUAUUCUAUUUAAUUUCCUACAAUUCAGUUACAAUUCUACAUAUUUUACAUGGAGUUAGAAUACAUAGGACAUCUGGGAAUACAUGUGCAUGCACAUUUGUAUCUUUUAAAAAACAUUUAGUAACUGGUCUCAGAUCUCUGCUAGAGGCUUUUCCCAGAUUCAAAUGAAUUUCUAUCUCAAAUUAAAGUUCAGAUGGGACUGUCUGUUGUGAAAAUCCCAAAAGGGGGCUUAAAAUGUGUUCCAGUUAUUCCAUGGGUACUAAGAUUGUUUCACAUUUCAAGCUGUCUCAUUUGGCUGUUUGUGAACAGUGCUGUUUUGAGAAAAAAGAAAAGUGUGUGGCAUAACUGUAAUGCAUGCAAGCCUUUUUUCCACAUCCGUGAAUGUCCAAUCAUGGUUGCAACGCCACAAUGCCUUGUCCAUGUUUACAUUCUCCCCCACUGACCACCAGGAAGCAUUUAAAUCCCUCCUCUUGCUGUUUGUUUAAAAUUGCCUGCUCAGUAAAUCUGUAAAUAAUGCUUUCUUUUAUUUGUAACAUUGUGUUUACUUCGCCUUUUUUGCUUUUUGACUGAAUGGAUUUAGUGCACUUUACCAUUAAGAUGGCAUAUAAUCUUAAAGAACCAUAAGUUACAACUAACCAUACUUAUGUGCUGUCACUCAGGUGUUGUAAUAAUCUUUGUCUUACUGUUAAUCUGCUUUUUCUUAAAUUACUUCAUGAACCAAUUUCACACAUUUAGAUGGAUGUGUAUGCUUUCAUUCUGACAGAAAAAACACUCACUGUUGGAUUUUUGUUUUAACUGCUAAAAAUGUAUCACAACUUUAAGUCUGUCCACACAGCUUUGCCCCUGAUGUUAUGUUUAGGGGAGAAGGUUGAUGGUAAUCUGACAUAAAUAAAACUUUACUUUUUUCUUGGGCA
Molecule: messenger RNA, 3447 nt
Organism: Micropterus salmoides (largemouth bass)
Lineage: Eukaryota; Metazoa; Chordata; Actinopteri; Centrarchiformes; Centrarchidae
Gene: rab23
Product: RAB23, member RAS oncogene family
Exons: 7
Coding region: 504-1211 (235 amino acids)
Molecular function (GO): GTP binding; GTPase activity
Source: RefSeq, a predicted model, not a curated record